Olea europaea var. sylvestris is the source of this 927-nucleotide messenger RNA. Its product is annotated as zinc finger protein ZAT1-like. Gene Ontology annotation, biological process: regulation of DNA-templated transcription. The record is from RefSeq and is a predicted model, not a curated record. NCBI's taxonomy places the organism in Eukaryota, Viridiplantae, Streptophyta, Magnoliopsida, Lamiales, Oleaceae. The coding region runs from base 172 to 747 and encodes 191 amino acids. The transcript has a single exon.
UACUACAAAAUUCUACAUUUAUGGAUAGUGUGAGUCCUUUCGGUGGAGGAAUGCUUGUCACCUACUCAUCUUCCUUUAGUAUCUAUCUCAAAAGCCUGUCUAACUAGAGAGAGAAACUGGCCACAGCACCAUAUAUCUGCAGAUUUAUCGAUUUUGAUCUGUGAUUUUUCAAUGGAGGGGCAACAGUGUAAGAUUUGUUUCAAGAGCUUCUCUAAUGGCAAAGCUUUGGGGGGUCACAUGAGGUCCCAUUAUGCCACCCUGCCGCUUCCACCCAAGACGCCGCAGAGACAAGAACUCGGCGGCGACACUGAGUCAACUACUUGUUCACUGUUUUCAGUACUUGAAGAUGUCGAAGAGAAAUUACCGAAGAGCUUGAGGGUUGUAGAUCCAGAAUUCCUUGAUGAUGCAGGCUCGGUUGUUAUUCAGGACAAGGUAACUGAGCCUGAGUCAACCAGGAAGAGAUAUCGAGUUCGGAGAAGUUCCAAGGAAGUGAUCAAGAAGAGAAAUACUGGGUCAUCAACCGAGUCACUGGCAGAGCUAGAAAUGGUGAGCAGACGCAGUUGUGUUUCUGAAGAAGAAGAAGAGGGCGCUUGGUCUCUGAUUAUGCUGUCGAGAGAUGGUUGGAGUUCAAAUGACUCGGUUGAGUCUCAACUCAGUGAGAAAAAGUAUCAAUGUGAGACUUGUGAGAAAGUAUUCAAAUCAUCUCAAGGAUUGGGUAGUCACAGAACGAGUCACAAGACAAGAUGAACAAAAAUUGGUAAAACUUUUAAAGAAAUUGGAAGUUUGUCAAACAGAUCAAGAUUUGAUGAUAUUGCCCUUAAUGUCUUUCCUUUUUAGCCUUCUUUUCCUUUUCUUUUUAGCGCAAACAAGCUCUUGAUAUUGCCCUUAAUUUGCAAAUAUAUUGGUUAAGUUGAUUUUCUCAGUUUU